Messenger RNA from Aspergillus versicolor CBS 583.65, 1486 nucleotides. RefSeq lists its product as uncharacterized. Lineage: Eukaryota; Fungi; Ascomycota; Eurotiomycetes; Eurotiales; Aspergillaceae. Bases 1 to 1230 code for a protein of 409 amino acids. The record is from RefSeq and is a predicted model, not a curated record. The transcript is spliced from 3 exons.
AUGCUGCUGCUUUCGCACUAUGUGGCGGCGUGCGUGCUGUGCUAUCUACAGCAUGCUGCCGCGCUUCCACAGGGAGUUGCCCCGUCCCAAGCCUUGAGCGUGACAUCCGCUACACCGACAGAGACGUUAGUGUUAGAAGGUGACAGAAACUGCGACUUUAACACGAUGGAUGACUUUUUCAAAUAUGCCCACAACAACGGCCUGAACAUCACUGUGGAGGUGCAAAACUGCCAAAACUUAUGCCUGCUCACAUACGGGGUCGGAAACCCUGAUCUCUCAGGAAUCGGUAUGAUGUACGCAUACAGCAUUCAAACAGGGCUCACCAUCCUCGUCGGCCCCGUUUAUCGCAUCCUCUAUCUCGCCUUCAGCCCAGUGAGCGCGUUCAUCCGCGACCUGAAAGACAUCCAAGUCAACUUUUUCUCCUCAAAUGCCUUCUUCGUGGGUUCCUCUGCCCUCGCGACGCUCGCACACCUGUCACAGAGCCCAUCCACCUUUGAAGUUGCCGAGAUGCAAGCCAUGGCCUUCUUACAAGUCAACAGCAUCCUUGUGACCUUCUUCUGUCUGGUCGUGACCCAGCCAGUAUCGCGCUGGGCGGCGCGAGUGAUCCUCUAUUUUGCCGUCUUUGUGCUCGUCACUGUCGCCCUCGGCAAGAGCCACCUAGGUAGCGACAGCAGGAAAAACUGGCAGCUUGCAUCUGAUGGAUGCGCACACAGCUCAACGGACUACAGCGUCAUUAACCCGGUCCCGUAUCCGGGGUGGACUGCCGCGAUUUUCGCAGUGGCUGGCACGCUUGCGUUCUGGCUACAGACGCUGAAAGGGAAAUUCCAGGACAAUGUGCUGCACAGGUCAGCCUUUAAGGCCCUGAUGCUGCUCUGGGUCUUAUUGAUUGGACUUUUGACGGCGGGUAUGGUGGUUGGCGUGGUGAUGAUGUGGCGGCAGCGAAGACACCUGCGCAGCCUGGCCAGGGAUGAAUUCGAGGAUGAUGAGUGGGGGUUUGGGCAGAUCGCCGCUUUGACCAUUUGGGCCCCGAUUCCGGUGGAACUUAUAUAUAUUCUGAAUGACCUACUCCAAAGACAGUCCGAGCGAUGGCACCGCUGGAACGCGAGCCUAAGCAUCUUUUUCUAUCGGAAUAGAUCCAAGGAAGAUGCGUCUAGAUCUAACUCUGACUCGCAGCCAGAGGUGAAAGCGAACAGUCGCAGUGGAAGCAUCGUGGAGGUGUCCAAUAGGUAACGAUGUCGCACGCGAUAUAAACUUUCUCCAUCAGCACAAACAAACUUGACAACAAAGAAUGUAUUAUCAGCAUAACAUUAGCCAUGACAGCACGAUACAAAUUUCAAGUCUGAAGUCAUCAAUUACCAACAAACCCUGGUAAACAAUGUCAAUCUCUAUCAGCCAAGAAAAGCUUGUGGGCAACUGAUAAGAAUAAGCGCGUUAUAUAUAAUUGCACAAACAAAUACGAAGCCCCGGCCAGAGCCGGGCACCAUGG